GAUGUAAAAAAAUCUUCUUUUUUAACAAACUCUCAAAGACAUAAAAAAAGAGAUGUGGGAUAACAUUGAUGAUGUUGGUUGGGAUAAAUGUAGAAAAAAUUGGGCGGAACUAGACGAUAACACAGGAAACAUAUGUAGGAUCAUAGAAGAACAUAAAACAGCCACAAAUGAUAUUGUGAUUCUUUUAGAAGAAGGUUUAAAAAAGUUUGAAAAUAUGGAAGCUUUAUCAGCUUUAUCCUUUUACAAAAAUUUUAUCUCCGAUUUUUUUGUAGAAGUUGAAGCAAGAUUAGGUGCCAACGUAUGGGCUAAAGUGAGAGCUGCUAUUAAUAGAAAACUCAGAAACAGAAAAGUAGAUUUUAAACGAGAUGAAGAAGAAUAUAUUUCAAAGUUGCGAAAUUUUUUACAAGAAAUUAAUAUGACUGUUGAAGACAUCGAGUUGUUGAUGAUUUUGAAGAAAAAGAAUAACGCCGAGUUUCAUAAAAGAGAACGACUAGAACCGAAAGAAUUAAAAGAAAAAUUUGAAACGUUAUUUCCGGAGGAUCUGAAAGACUUCAAAGAUUCCAUGAGAAAGGUUUUUGAUGCUUUAGAUAAUUGGGAUCGAAAUUAAGAUGAGAUAAAGUAGAUAUUAAUAAACAUUCAAAUCAUACCCUU
Rhizophagus irregularis DAOM 181602=DAOM 197198 is the source of this 651-nucleotide messenger RNA. RefSeq lists its product as uncharacterized. Lineage: Eukaryota; Fungi; Glomeromycota; Glomeromycetes; Glomerales; Glomeraceae. The record is from RefSeq and is a predicted model, not a curated record.